AUGGCCACCAAGCGCGCGUACAAGCUCCAGGAGUUUGUUGCUCAUGCUUCGGAUGUCACUUGUGCCAAGUUUGGGAAGCGAACAUCAAGAACUUUCAUCACUGGUGGGGAGGAUCAGAAGGUCAAUCUUUGGGCUGUAGGGAAACCUAGCGCUGUCUUGAGCCUCUCAGGCCACACAAGUCCAGUUGAGUCACUGAGCUUUGAUUCCUCUGAGGUUAUGAUAGGUGCCGGAGCAGCAACCGGAACAAUAAAAAUAUGGGAUAUCGAGGAAGCAAAAGUUGUUCGAACUUUCACUGGGCAUAGAUCAAAUUGCGCCUCUCUUGAUUCCCACCCUUUUGGAGAAUUUUUUGCGUCUGGGUCUUCAGAUACAAACAUGAAAAUAUGGGACAUGCGGAAGAAGAGAUGCAUUCACACAUAUCAGGGUCAUACCGGGAGGAUUGAUGUGCUUAGAUUCACUCCUGAUGGUCGGUGGAUCGUUUCUGGUGGGGCUGAUAGUUCUGUGAAGAUCUGGGAUUUGACAGCUGGAAAGCUCUUGCAUGACUUUAGGCUUCAUGAAGGCCCAAUUAACUGUUUAGAUUUUCACCCCCACGAGUUCUUACUGGCCACAGGUUCAGCUGAUAAAACUGUUAAAUUUUGGGACCUUGAGACUUUUGAGUUGAUUGGAUCUUCUGGACCGGAGGGAAUACUAUAUGCCGGCUAG
Triticum turgidum subsp. durum (durum wheat) is the source of this 699-nucleotide messenger RNA. The record is from the annotation of a GenBank genome assembly. Lineage: Eukaryota; Viridiplantae; Streptophyta; Magnoliopsida; Poales; Poaceae.